AUGCAUGAAUUUAUAGCCUCUUCGCGUAGAUCUCAGAAAGGCUGCCGACUGCCUUCCCGCCACUGUACAUCGCCUGAGUCCGAAUUAAAGGGUGAUUAUUACUUGCAGGAAGAUAACGCGGACAAGACUCGAAAUUCUGAAAUUGAAGAACUCAAGUCCGUCCCAGAAUCGAAAGAAGCAACUAACGCUUUGUCAGAUCUGGACCGCGAUUCAACAGAAAAAAGUGACAACCAAUCUCAAGUUACCAAAGUAGACGAUCCAAGUGUAACAGAUUCAGAAGCCCUGGAUAAAGGGUCGCCAACCCAGAAUACCACGUCGAGAAACGAGGUAAGACAAGGCUGCAGGUUAAAUCAAGCGAAGGGCCACAACCCCGACCUCCUAACGAAACGAACUCCAGCCAGGGGUCCAGAUCCGAGUCUGCGCCGUGGACCUGACCCUUCCCUUCCACGGGGACCGAAUCCCGACUUGUUGCGGAAAAAUCAAUCAGGCAAACUGGUUCGAGCGGAUCCACUGUGCUCUGUGUUAGUUCAAUGA
Molecule: messenger RNA, 534 nt
Organism: Mesocestoides corti
Lineage: Eukaryota; Metazoa; Platyhelminthes; Cestoda; Cyclophyllidea; Mesocestoididae
Source: the annotation of a GenBank genome assembly